AUGUCAACACUCGAACCAUCCCAAGAUGACAAUAGGGGAGCCUCCCCCGAACCCCCCCAACCCCUGCAACAUCACCAUCAGAACAUAGCAGAAGAUCUCACACUGCAAGUCGACUUUUCCUGGCGACGAUUCAAAAGCCUCAUCACCAACAAAGACGACCCGCAAGCAUCAUCCCCCAUCUACAUCGUCCAUCACAAAGUCACCAAACCGCAUCUCACCUUCAAGUCGGCCGCAGACAACACGGCUUUUGCCACAGGCAGUCUCCACACUUUCUCCAUCGAUGCCGAAUGCGAGAUUCGCGGGCGCUCCACCACCCUCAAGGCACUCAAGCGCUUCAAGACAGAAUACAUGUACCGCUCACACACCUUCGCCACCAACGGCGGCGCUGAGCCCGCGUGCUUGACCUGGACCGGCUCCUGCGGCCUCAAGACCUGGGAUUAUAUCUGCCUCGACGAGAAGCAGAUGCCCGUGGCGAAGUUUUCGGCAAAUAUCUGGGCGGUCAAGAAGAUCGGGACCAUCACUUUUCUGGGAUCGAAUAUCCCUGGCGUCCGCGACACGGGCGCCGUCAGCGACGCGGUGAGGGAGGAGAUUGUCGUUACGGCGCUGACGCUGUUCUAUUGCAUGGUGCUCCGGACUAAUAGUGUCCUUUCGUUGUUUGGCGCUGUAUUCUCGCGGCCUGGUCAUGAUGAGAGGGGGGAGGAGGGGAAGGAGGGUGGAAAGUCGAAGGUGGCUGAUUCGGAGUAA
Messenger RNA from Blastomyces gilchristii SLH14081, 744 nucleotides. RefSeq lists its product as uncharacterized. Lineage: Eukaryota; Fungi; Ascomycota; Eurotiomycetes; Onygenales; Ajellomycetaceae. Bases 1 to 744 code for a protein of 247 amino acids. The record is from RefSeq and is a predicted model, not a curated record. The transcript has a single exon.